CUAACCCGGAUGUCACGCUGGUGGAGCGGCACAGCGUUGGGGAAGGGUUAAAAGCUCCUGAUGGUCAGGAUGCGUGGUCAGCUGCGGCCACGAGACCCAGGAAGCAGAACUAGGUGUCCCUAGCCAGAGUGUGGUGGUUCGCGUUGUUAGCUGGAGAGACUCCGGCAUCCCUUAGGAAGAUCCCAGUGGGCAUAUUUGCGUGCGGGCGUUUUAAGAAGGUUUAACGGGGGAGGAAAGAGCCACCGCUUCGCCGCCUGGACCAAAUAAGAACGGAGCACACUAGCAUUUCUCUGUGUACGUUCCCGGUCUGUGGAUGCAACGCGACACCGCGCCGAGGGAGGCAGAGCCCCGCAGCUCUGAGCUCGACCACAGCCUGCUCCACAGAGCGAGCGGGUCCCGGGACCGCCAAGGCUACGCAGAGAAACCAAGACAGCGACGGAACUGUGGCUGGAGUUCGGUCCCCACCGCCGCCACCCCCGACCACCACCGCUACACACUCCACAUCUAUCCAGCCUUCGCCAAAAACCAGUCCGAACGGGCUGUCCAGGGGAUACCGUCCCGGAACUGCCGCGGAGCCCCGCCCCCUCGUUCCCUCCGCGAGCGCCGGGUCCCGGGCGCCAGCCCAGAGCGCAACUGGCGGAAGUGACGGCAUCAAGUGUGCGUCAGGCGUUCGGCGGGGUCGAGUCCGGUAGCGCUGGCGGUUAUCUGCUGGCGGUUUCACUGCGUUUCCGCGGCCGUGUCGUUCUCCCGUCCCUGCCCAGCGUCACUAUUUCAUAGUGUGUGAAGAUAACCCAGAAAAUUAAAGAAGUUUCUAAGGAAAUAUGCAGAGGCUACUCUAGAGAAACUGAGUACUGAAGAAAGUGAGAAUCAUGGACCAGAACAACAGCCUUCCACCUUAUGCUCAGGGCUUGGCCUCCCCACAGGGUGCCAUGACUCCUGGAAUUCCCAUCUUUAGUCCAAUGAUGCCAUAUGGCACAGGACUUACUCCACAGCCUAUUCAGAACACCAACAGUUUGUCUAUUUUGGAAGAGCAACAAAGACAGCAGCAGCAGCAGCAACAGCAGCAACAGCAACAGCAGACAGUAGCAGCUGCAGCAGCCUCAGUACAGCAAUCAACAUCUCAGCAAUCCACACAGGGUGCCUCAGGCCAGACCCCACAGCUCUUCCAUUCUCAAACUCUCACCACUGCACCGUUGCCAGGCACCACACCCUUGUACCCUUCGCCAAUGACCCCUAUGACCCCUAUCACUCCUGCUACACCAGCCUCUGAGAGUUCUGGGAUUGUACCACAACUUCAAAAUAUUGUAUCCACAGUGAAUCUUGGUUGUAAACUUGACCUAAAAACCAUUGCACUUCGUGCCCGAAAUGCUGAAUAUAAUCCCAAGCGGUUUGCUGCAGUCAUCAUGAGAAUAAGAGAGCCACGAACAACUGCUCUGAUUUUUAGUUCUGGAAAAAUGGUGUGCACGGGAGCCAAGAGUGAAGAACAAUCCAGACUAGCAGCAAGAAAAUAUGCUCGAGUUGUGCAGAAGUUGGGCUUCCCAGCUAAGUUCUUAGACUUUAAGAUCCAGAACAUGGUGGGGAGCUGCGAUGUGAAGUUCCCCAUAAGGCUAGAAGGCCUCGUGCUGACCCACCAGCAGUUCAGUAGCUAUGAGCCAGAAUUAUUUCCUGGAUUAAUCUACAGAAUGAUCAAACCCAGAAUUGUCCUCCUUAUUUUUGUUUCUGGAAAAGUUGUAUUAACAGGUGCUAAAGUUAGAGCAGAAAUUUAUGAAGCAUUUGAAAACAUCUACCCCAUCUUAAAAGGAUUCAGGAAGACCACGUAGUGUCUGACAUGUCCUCCUGCCUGCCCUACCCACUUGUUUUUUAAAACCAGUCAGUUUUGGUACCACUGAGGGUACAGUUGUGAGAAGAAGGACACCCAGUUCCAGGCGGCAGCCUGAAGUGACUCUGUGUCCUGCAGGAUGCUGGAAGGUUACCUCCUCUGCACUGAGAUCACCCUGCAGCAUCACUGUGAGUCGCUUGCUCUGCUGCUAUCUGGGCAGCGCUGCCCACUUAUUUAUAUUUAGAUUUUAAACACUGCUGUUGGUGAGUUUAUUGGUUUACGGGACAAAACUUUUACGUGUUCAAGCCGCCUGUACAAUUGGGCUUUUUAUUUUAGCCUUUCCCACAUAAGCCAGUUUUUAUAUUUCUACCAGAAAAGUAAAAAUCUUUUUUAAAAGUGUUGUUUUUCUAGUUUGUAACUCUUAGGAGUUAUUUUUGUGCCAGAUACAUUCCGCCUUCCCAGUAUUGCAGGACUGAAUAGCUGUAUUAAUCAAAACAGAUGGCUGUACAUACUUUUCUUCAGAGUACUCUGCAUACACACACACACACACACACACACACAAAUGCAGCUUAUAAAUUGUUAGAUUUUUGUUAUAAAUGAUACCUUGUAAGAGUCAUGUGAUCAUAUUGUCAAAGAAAUUUAUUUUAGAUAUAACAUCUGAGACCGUUGUUUUGUUUGCUGUUUUUGUUGUUGUUUUUGUUUGGUUAAUAUUUUUUGUCUGUUGCAGUGAAAAUGGACAUGCCACUUAUUUUUUGAUUCUGAUUGAACAACCUCUGUUUCCUAGGUAGUACACAGUGCGUGGGUUUUCAUCAAACUAUGUUUUGUUCCUUUUUCAACCUUUGCCAGAGCCUUGUCCAAGUUUCUAUAGCUGGUAAGGGACACAGGAGGGCUCUGAGUAAGUAAUUCAAAUGUAGGAUUCCCUGUCCACAGAUUGCUAGAUCUCUGGUAUAACAUUUUUGUCAUGCUGUUUUUAUCAUGAAAUACCAGGUGAGCAUUUAUAAGUCUAGGUUAUUUUGGGGGCAUUUUGUGUUUUUAAUUAUAAAAGUACAUUUUGCACAUUCCAGGGUAUGUAUAAUCAGGAAAAAAAUAUUUUUCUUUCCAUCCUCUUACCUGUUUAUGCAGGGUAACUUCCAGAUUAGUGAGUGUCUUUUAAUUCUUCAGCUAGCUUAUGCCUGAGCUCUUCCGUAUGCCUGAUGGUGGCAACAGAUAGGGAGGAAAUUCUGUAAGUGACUGUUUUCAGUUGGCAUUAGUCUCCGGAACUUGAGGGUUACUAGAGUACUAGUCUGAGAUAACAAGACUGAGAAGAUCUCCAUUGAACACCAGCAGUUACGUGAAUAAGGCUUUAGUCCUCAGUGCUUGCCAGUUACCAUGUAGUGUUAUAAAAAGUCUAAAUCCCAACUGUUCAAUUUUACCAGUAGAGACUCAGGAGCCAGAUGCUGGGGUGAAAGCCUACUGGCUCAGAGAGGCAGAGAAAGCACCCAGCUGACCUUCCUACUCAGCUCACGUCCCAGAUCAAAGCUUUCUCCUUCUCCACUGUCUUAAAUACCAUCUGUAUCCUUUCCCCAGACUCACUUUCCCUCGCUAUGGUUUUUUUCCCCUGUUUACUACUUCUUGUCAACUGGUUGCUCGUUCCAACUCUUGACCUUGGGUUGACUUUAUGGUAACCUGUGUACAGAAAGCUCUUGGGUUAAAGGUGUGGUCGAGGGCUGAGCCACAUCACAACCAUCUGUUUACAGUAAACAGAAAGUUCUUGGGUUAAAGGUGUAUGCUAGGGCUGAGCUGUACCACAAGAAGCAGGUUUCCAGUUCACACUCUCGGGGUUCCCUGUGUGAUCAAAUAUCCUGCAACAGCCAAAUCACUCAGGACCAAGUAUGGGAAAGAACUAUGGAGUGGGGGGGUGAUAGGGUGGGUAUUGCCUUCUGACUUGUGAAGUGUGGUGAGGAGAUGAUGGACUAGGGUGUCAAAGUCACCAGAUGUAAUGUGCAAUUCUGUCAUUUGGGGCUGCUUUUCAUCUCCAUUUUGGAAAAAUACUGAAGCAUAUGUUCUUUUGUGACACUUUCAUUUUUGCAGUCAGCAUUUUAGUUAUACUUCCACGAUAGACAAUAUGAUGUCUCCUACAUGCCUUUAUUUGAACCGUUCUCUUAGUGCUGGUCCUUUGGUACAUCCCAUGCACGUUACAGUGUUGGACCAGGUAUUCUUGUAUGUGUACUUUGAACACACACUAGAUCCCUCUAGGAUACUUUUACAAGAGGAAUUGCUUUAUUAUAGACCAUUUUUGUGUUUUAUGUGUUCUGAGUUUUGACAAAUCAGUACUAGAUUCCAACCCCCAAAAAAAUGUACAAAGUACCCUUUCUAGCACUUCCUAGGCAUUACUGAUAUCAGUAAUAUGUGAACUAGUUGGAAGGCAUCAUUUCUCUCUAAGAUUAUUUCUGCAUAUAAACAGGUUUUCUCUGUGUUUCUUUUAAAGCUUUAUAAUUCUUUUUAUUUGAGACAUUUUCUUUUCAU
Psammomys obesus (fat sand rat) is the source of this 4324-nucleotide messenger RNA. It is a transcript of the gene Tbp, whose product is annotated as TATA-box binding protein. The record is from RefSeq and is a predicted model, not a curated record. Gene Ontology annotation, biological process: DNA-templated transcription initiation. Gene Ontology annotation, molecular function: RNA polymerase II general transcription initiation factor activity; DNA binding. The transcript is spliced from 8 exons. Bases 870 to 1820 code for a protein of 316 amino acids. Lineage: Eukaryota; Metazoa; Chordata; Mammalia; Rodentia; Muridae.